Astrephomene gubernaculifera is the source of this 6458-nucleotide messenger RNA. NCBI's taxonomy places the organism in Eukaryota, Viridiplantae, Chlorophyta, Chlorophyceae, Chlamydomonadales, Astrephomenaceae. The record is from the annotation of a GenBank genome assembly.
CGAAGGGGGAGACUGGGCCACUUUACUGCGCUCCUCGUGAUUACUGCAUGAUCUAUGAGCUGGAUAGUCAGUGUCCUUUCGCUUGCUGUCAUUUGACCAGCUCACACCUGCAAAUGCUGCGAUAAAAAGAUGCAAGACACUACUUUCUUAUGUCCCGUAUUCUAGAGUAAAUAAACUGGAGUCAAAACACAAAACACGAACAAAGUGAACUUUGUUAAGUGUCCUUAUUGCGUUAUCAGUUUGUAGGGCACCUAUAAUAGUAGCUAUUGAAGUGCUUUGGCUUUGGGGUAGUCUACUACCGGCUUGCGGGCUCUGGUCGCAGCCAUUGAGCGGAGCGAGCAGGAUUGGCCGCGCACCGGCAAUCCAACAGAGACGCAAUGGAAGCAGAAUCUGGACGGCUAAGCUCCACAGACGCGUCCCCAGGUGCCGCGGUCCAGCUGGUCAACACCGGCGCCAACGGUGCUAAGCUGCCCUCCAGUAGCAGCGCACACCAACCAGGAGCAGCAGCCGCAGCAGCAGCGGACCAGCUAGAUGGUGGGAAGCAGGACGCAGCGGCAGCAGCAGCCUCGGCGGCGGCGGGAUUGGGCGAGUUCCGAGAGGUGCAUGCACACACGGUGAAGCCGCUGGUCCGCAAGAACAUCCUCGUACGGGCGGCGGAGGCGGCUUUUGGUUGUGUACGACAUGGCGAGUUUGCGAGUAACGAAGUUCGUACGGCAAAGUACACAGUGCUCACCUUCCUCCCCGUCAACCUGUUUGAGCAGUUCAUGCGGGUGGCCAACCUCUACUUCCUCAUCACCGCCAUCCUGCAGCUCAUCCCCGGCCUGGCGCCCACCUCCUGGUUCACCACGGUGGCCCCGCUGGUCAUCGUGCUGUGCAUCAACGCAAUCAAGGAGAUUGUGGAUGACUACUACCGGCACCAGAGCGACAAGGACGUGAACGGUCGCACGGUGCUGGUGCUGGAGGAGGGCGGGCGGGAGACGGCGGUGGCGUGGAGGGAUCUGGCGGUGGGGGACAUUGUCAAGGUGGUCAACGAUACAGAGAUUCCAGCGGAUGUGGUCUUCUUGUCAUCCUCAGACGCAGCGAACAUAUGCUACGUGGAGACGGCGAACCUUGACGGCGAGACCAACCUGAAGCUCAAGAGCUGCUUCCCCCGCACCGCGGGGAAGCACAUGGCGGAUGAGUUCCAGGAGUUUGCGCAGGACUACACCGUCCGCUGUGAGCUGCCCAACCCCCAGCUCUACAAGUUUGACGGCGCAGUGGUGCGGCGGACCGACCCACGGGUCACUGGCGCCUCCUCCGCUGCCUCCCAGCUGCCUCUGACCGCCGACCAGCUGCUUCUCCGCGGCUGCACGCUGCGCAAGACGGACUGGGUGGUGGGGCUGGUGGUGUACACGGGAGUGGAGUCCAAGAUCAUGAUGAACCGCACACCCGCGCCCAGAAAGGUGACCCAGCUUGAGCGGCACAUGAACGUGCUGGUGCUGUCCAUGUUCCUGGUGCUGUUCGGCAUGGCGGCGCUCAUGUCCAUGGGCGAGCAGCUCUGGCAGCGGGCGCACGCGCACAAGGACUGGUACCUGGCCUUCCAGGGCAAAUACCCGGACUACUUCCCCAGCUUCAAGGGAUGGGUGCUGGGGGUAAUCCGGUGGGUCAUCCUGCUCAACGGAGUCAUCCCCAUCUCGCUGUACGUCACACUGGAGGUGGUCAAGGUGUUCCAGAGCAAGAUGCUGCUGGACAUGGACCGGCAGAUGUACCACAGCGACACCGACACGCCCUUCACCUGCCGUACAACCAACCUCAACGAGGAUCUGGGUCAGGUGCAGUACGUACUGACCGACAAGACGGGCACGCUCACGCAGAACGUGAUGGGCUUCGUGUGGAUGUCGGCGGGGGACACCAUAUACGGCAAGAAGAGCUGCAAGUCCCUUGGCCUGCCCACCCCCAGCCACAUCGACGAGGCCACCCCCCACUCCCUGGCCCUGGACCCCGACCUGAUUCGGGGGCUGGGGCUGGAUGUGGGGGUGCUGGGGCAGCAGCCCCCCUCCAAGUCCAACAAGAGCAUGCGCGGCCACGGAGCGGUGCUGCGCGCCGCCGCCACCGGUCCCCCCCAUCCCGAGCUGGAGCGGCUGCUGCUGAGCCUGGCGCUGUGCAACACGGUGGUGCCGGCCAUCAGCGAGGAGGGGCACUUCGUGUACCAGGCCUCCUCCCCCGACGAGGAGGCUCUUGUGACGGGCGCCGCCUUCCUGGGCUACCGGCUGUACAGCCGCAGCCAGGAGCGGGUGGUGGUGGAGGUGUUGAGGAGCGGGGAGAUGCUGGAGUUCGAGGUCCUGGCCGUGCUGGAGUUCAACGCGGACCGCAAGCGCAUGUCGCUGCUGGCCCGCUGCCCCGACGGCCGCAUCCGGCUGUUCUGCAAGGGCGCGGACACCAUGAUCAUGGCGCGCAUUACGCCCACGCAGCCGCGGACAACCAACGUGCGGAUGCACCUGGAGGAGAUGGCUCUGUCCGGCUACCGCACGCUGUGUGUUGCUGAGAAGGAGCUCAGCGAGGCGGCCUACCGCAAGUGGGAGGCGCAGUACCAGGCGGCGUGCGUGGCCAUGAGGGACCGCGACGCCAAGGUUGCUGACGCCAGCGAGGCCAUCGAGCGGGACAUGGAGCUGCUGGGGGCGACUGCAGUGGAGGACAAGCUGCAGGACGGUGUGCCCGAGGCCAUCCAGGCCAUGUUGGAUGCGGGCAUCGGGGUGUGGGUGCUGACGGGCGACAAGGUUGAGACCGCCAUCUCCAUCGCGCUGUCCUGCCGGCUGUUCAGUGAGGAGAUGGCGCUGGUGGAGCUGCGGGAGAGGGACCUGGAGGGGGCGGCGGAUGCGGCGGAUGAGGCAGCGAUCCUGCGCAGCAAGCAGGAGGAGGUCCACAUGGAGCAGACGCGGCUGCAGGCGGUUCACGGCGACAGCUGCGGCCCCAUGGUGGGGCUGGUGGUGGAGGGCGGUGCGCUGGCCCGCCUGCUGCAGCCGCACCACUCCGCGCAGCUGGUGGACCUGUGCAGCGGGUGCAGGAGCGUGGUGUGCUGCAGGGUCAGCCCCAUGCAGAAGGCGCUGGUUGUGAAGCUGGUCCAGCGGGAGCGCAAGGCGAUCGUGCUGGGUAUCGGGGACGGCGCCAACGACGUGAGCAUGAUCCAGGCGGCGCACAUCGGCUGCGGCAUCAGCGGGCGGGAGGGGCGGGCAGCGGUCAUGGCAUCGGACUACGCGUUUGCGCAGUUCAAGUACGUAGCCCGGCUGGUGUUGCUGCAUGGCCGCGCCGCCUACAAGCGCAACACGGAGGUGGUGUGGUACGCGUUCUACAAGAACUGGAUCUACAACAUGGUGCUGAUGUACUUUGGGUUCGUGACGGGCUUCUCCAGCCAGCCCCUCUUCACAACGGGUCUCAUCGCCGUCUUCAAUGUCUUCUUCACCGCAGCACCCACAGUGGCGUUUGCCGUGCUGGAGCAGGACCUGUCCAUGUCCACCAUCCUGUCCACCCCGCAGCUCUACUGCGAGACCAUGAGCGCCACUCGCCGGCAGUUCCUACUGGAGCAGCUGUGGUGGCUGGUGCUGGCCUCCUUCCACUCGCUCUGCAUCUUCUUCCUGCCCGUCUACUCCAUGACCACCCCCGGCAAGGACGGCCUAUUCGAGGACUGGGCCAUGGUGGGAGCAACCGUCUACACGGGCAUCGUUGUAACCGUCAACCUAAAGCUGGCCCUCCGCACCCGCUACUGGACGUGGGUGAACCACGUGUGCAUCUGGCUGUCCAUCGCCAUCUGGUGGCCCUACGUCAUCGGUUACUCGGCGGUGUUCCAGGUCAAGGCCAUGAGCAGUGUUGCCGACAUGGCUGGUGUGGCGCUGGGUAUGAUGUCGGGUCCGCGCUUCUGGCUGACCGCGGUGGUGCUGGCGCCCUGCAUGAGCCUGCUGCCGGACAUAACACACACCGCAUUCCAGAGGUACUUUGCACCCAAGCUGUUCCAGCUGUACCAGGAGGAGGAGCACCAGCGGGAGGUGGAUGCGGAGGUGUUUCGCAAGCUGGGCCUCUCCGCAGCCCCGCUGGGCCCGCCGCCCUCCUCCGUGGCGUCCGCGGGGGGCGGGGUGGUGGAGUCCUGCUCCGAACAAGCGUGACUGGCGGGCGGGCAGUCGAGCAGGGAAACCUACCGGGGGAAUGAAGCCGCGCCUGCAGCAGCUGCGGGUGGUACCGCUGCAACCGUUGACAACAGCUACAACACGCAACAAGGAUUAAGAACGCUAGCCACAACACAACGAGGGGAAAUUGCUACUGCUGGGGCUGCUGCUAGUGCUAAUGCUAGUGCUACCAGUUCUGCUGCUUCUAGUGCCACCGCUGUGCCCGUGUCCCAGGCGCCGCCGCCAAAGGUCAUCACCCUGGGCAGUCGUUCCGCGCAAGCACCGUCUGCCGUGAGCCGGGCGCUCGCUUGGGUGUGAAGGGAAGGGCAACAUGUGGGGCAUCAAGAGGCACCCUGCUGGGUGCACCCGUACGUGUGUCUGCCGGCACGUGUAAACACGCAGUGAGCAGCAUGCAGGUCUCACCAGGGGAGCUGCUGCGUGUUUUGUUAACAGCGGGGUGUGCUAACAGGCAGUAGCGGUGGGGAUGCUCUCAAACGCAAAUGUAGGUGCGGGCCUGCCGCCUCACAUUCGCGGGACACAUGCACACACAUGGGCGGCAUGCGGGGUACGGGAAAUGCACUUGGUAGGGGAGGGGUCGUGUACAGUUUCACUCGUUGUUGUGCUGUUGCAAAAAAGCGUGUGUCCAUGGAUGCGUUGUGGUAGUGUGCUUGUGACGGGGCUGCUCAGGUGCUGCGGCUUCACGUUGGGGGUGUUGGUUCUUCCUGCUGCAGCGUGUGUGAGAGCGCAUGUAUGUGGUGUGUGCUAGCGUGAUCUGAUGAGGGGACUUCGUGUCAUGUGCCAUCCGGCAGAUGCCGCGUUUUCGGUGGCGUGGUUACCUGGCACGGCGUGUGGUGUGGAGUGCGAAGUGCACACGUGCGUGGUGUGCGAACGUGCGAUGCAAGGCAGCAUGUGGAAGGAGGGAGUCAUCAUGAGAGGUCACGAAGCACGCAUGGCGCUGCAGAGGGGAACAACACAGGUAGGUGUUUCGUUCGAUUGCCCGCAUACAGUAUACAUGGAACGUGAGGAGGUGGAGGAGCGCGAUGCUUACGAUUGGGGUGUUGCUGAACACGUCCAGUGCUUUUCUUUUGCCUCGAUUCGAGGGGUUACCUGUAGCGUGAUGCGGCGGAGUGGGGGCACGGUGUAAGCGGCCGAGAGGGGCUGACUGACAUCGCCGUGUUGGUGUGUGACUCUCGACGCCGUGUGAUUCGCUGAUUCCACUUUUGCGGGUACCACAAGAUACCACAAGAGCUCCCCAGGAUGUGAGGAACUGGGCGGCCGGUGUAGUCCAUGGUCUGUGUCAGCGAGGCGUUUCUUUCUCCUUGUUCUCGUUUCUUUUCUGUAUUUGGUGCCACAUGGGCGCUUUUACACCUAACAUGGACUUGAACCUCUGCGACGUUUGGCUUUUGCAACGGAGCGACAGCACGCGGGGUUACUGUGGUUGCCGGCGGUAGCUGCGAAGCCAGGGUGCGCGGUGCAGGCGGGCUGGGCCGCUUGACAUCCAAAAUGGGUGUUGGCUAUUGCAUGUAUGUAUAGUGGGCGUUUGAGCCUAGGUCCCGAACCCCUGGCAUGAAUGCUUUCAUUACGCGCAAUGAGAAGCACAGAGCUUCAAGCAAUACAACGUGGGCGUGAUUUCAACCGGUAACCUAUACGUGGCAGCCCUAUGCUGGCGCGCACAGUUGAAAGGAGGGAGCAGAGACGGGGGCCGGAAGGAGGGGAGCUACAUGGCUUGGGGCGCCAGCCUCGGGGGUGUGCUUAAGCUGAUUGGGGUGGCCGAGGGGUAAGCUAAUUCACAGCUUACACGGUGGCUCAGCUUGGGUUUGCAUGUUUGAACAAACGUGGCUAGGAGGUUAUAGGUCCUGGAAGGUCAUGGGGCCUCUUUUUGAAUAUGUACAGGCAUUGUUAAUUUGUUAUAAAGGUACAGUCAUGGCGAUUGGCCGCUUCGGUGAUUACCCUCACCUCCCUAGUGUCCUAGUAUCUCCUGAGGUGUGGAAUACGGUUAAGCAUCUAGUCAAGGUCCAGGAAGGAGAGGGAAGUGCCAGGCUAAUUGGAAGAGCGUAACUGACUAAUCUGAGGUUUAUUUCAGUGGUGUGUGUGGUGAUAGUGGUGAUGAUGGUGAAUGGCCAACGCACAGCCAAGGUGGCACGACGGUUGGCACCGCCGCGAAACGAAAUCAUGCAUCAUCAAAAUUGCUCCGUCCUGCGUCAUCGCAAAAGAGCAACACGUUUUGGCCUGCAAUGGCCAAAACACCGUACGGCACCCUGGCACGGUGACCGAAGCAACGACAUCACAAUGGCCAUGCAUCUUGUAAGGCUAUGGAGGCUA